GUUACAGCAGCGCCCUUUGACGGACAACAGGGCUGCUGUAAUAAGUUUGAGAACAAAGAAGUGUCCAGACUCCACGCUGCCAUGAUAAGUUUCAUGCGAUCUUGUCACACUGGAUUACUCACUUUGUCGAGUGCAUAUCUAUUCGCUCAGGUUAGCUGCAAAUGCAAGCUUGGGGGAUACUUGCAAGGUUCUGCCGACGUCGCGAAUAUUGAUGCAUUGCAGAUCUCCGACACUUGAAUCGACGGAGAUCACAUGAGUGACAUGGUGACAAAGUGGCAAUGGAAAUGAAAACCGGCGUCCCUGUGUCCUUAUCGAGAAGUUCAAAUUUGGUUGGUUCAACUUGUUCUUUGUCCAACAUCUUAUUGCAAGGUUUAAGCAGCUUCUGAAAACCCUCCUCAAUCUCAACGAUGGUCACCUACUCUGCCUUCUUUUCUUCUGGCCUUCUCGCCCCUUACCAUCCCAGAGCAACAACCCCUGCACCACUCUCCUCCCCAAUGCCGUCCAGUCCUAUGCAGCCUGUAGAUCGCGAUCUGAGCGUGACACCCACACCCACUGGCAACUCAAAUAGCGUUGCUGCAGUACCCACUGCGAAUGCUGAACGUCCUCGCAUGCGCAGGCGUCGCAGUAGCAUGAACAUUGCUGCGAGCCCGAUGGCUCUUAUCAAGUCCCCGACGCGAAAUGCCGGCAGCGCGCUUCAGCGCACCGGCGCCAUGUCUCCCACUCGUAGUCGUGCAGGUAGCAUCGCCGAGAACGCUUCAGAAAGUAACAGUCUUUUUGGAAGAUUGAGAAGUGGCAGUCUGAAUGCAGGCGCUCCACUACGCCUGCGUCGUGCAGUCAAGCGAACUAUCCCGCUCGCUCCACCCCCCACUGCCCCCCUCCCUGCACUCCCACCGCCAUCUCCAUCUGCAAAAUACACGCGUACUCUCGCACCUCCUGCGCUCAUCAUACCUGUUCCUCGUCAACCCCUUAUGAAUUAUUUCGUGUCCACCCCUGGGCUACUCAGUCCUGAUUCUGUGAUGCAAUUCACAUCCAAUAUGUCGCCUGGUAUCUCCUCUAGCCCUGCUCAUACGUGUUAUUUUGGAAGCACUAUCGAUGAAGAGAUGAAAGAAAACUGA
This is a messenger RNA of Suillus clintonianus, 1115 nucleotides long. RefSeq lists its product as uncharacterized. Lineage: Eukaryota; Fungi; Basidiomycota; Agaricomycetes; Boletales; Suillaceae. The transcript is spliced from 2 exons. Bases 408 to 1115 code for a protein of 235 amino acids. The record is from RefSeq and is a predicted model, not a curated record.